AUGCCCUGGUGGACCACGAGCAGGAUGUGGUUCUGCCUCGUCCUGCUGAGUUUCUGCUCCUCAGCAGAGAACGCAGGACCAGCAGAUCCUCUUUCUACUUUUCCACAUGAGCAAGCAUCAGGGGAGGCAGACCUAGAGGACGGGGAAUGGGGAUCAGGGUCAGCUCUUCUACACCUGCUCCACAGCUUCCCCGGUGAUAGCCCCUUCGUAGCGGAGUCCUCUGAGAAAGCGGCCAACUGCAGCCAGCGUUUCCGGUUACCACCAUCCCCUCCGGUCUGCUGGGAAAACAUGGCAGGGCCCGAGGAAUUUUCCAAAUCCCGUCUGCUCGUCCUGCAGAACAGGGCUGCCCUGCAGGCCGUGUCCACCUCCAGCGGGGUGGAGGAGGGAGGAAGCUCCUACAACCACCAGGCCAGAGAGGAGGUGCAGGGAAUCCGCUCAGACCACCAGAGCAUGGUGGAGACCGUACACACCAUGGAGACGGUGUUUGUGUCUCUGAGGGAGAAGAGGAGAGAUGGUAAAGAGCAGGGGGUCCUCACAAGCAUGAAGGAGCGCCUUGCCCAAACAAGGGAUGCCAUAGAUGGCCGAGAGCACAUGGCAGACAUCCUGGAGAGCCAGUUUUCCACCUUAGAGAAAACUCUGCUCAAUAUAGGAUUUCGACUCAACAAACUCAUCCAACAAUGA
This is a messenger RNA of Menidia menidia (Atlantic silverside), 681 nucleotides long. Lineage: Eukaryota; Metazoa; Chordata; Actinopteri; Atheriniformes; Atherinopsidae. The record is from the annotation of a GenBank genome assembly.